CGGCCUCCCGCUCUGCUUCUCGAAGCCUGCCCCUCGGCCCGGCCCGGCCCGGCCCGGCGCUGGACUGGCCACAGCCGCCUUGCCGCGGGCCGAGCUGCCGUCUGGUGGCUGCGCAGCCCCGGGGCCGCGAGGCCCCUGCCCCUCCCUCGCACCGGGCCGGCAGGGAACUGCACCCAGGGGUUUCCUUCAGCUUCUCCCACCCGCUGCGGAAGUGCCCAGGCAGACCCCUAAGGGCAGUUUUGAGUGAAUUUCCAACAAAUGGACUCUUUGCACUUGCCUUGAUCUGCUGAACAGGGAGGACCUUAUUGAAGAUAAACUGGGGAUCUGGUGACUACUUCCAUUACCUCCACUUUCUCCCUGACAUGGAACAAAGUGAGGGCAAGCAGGAGCCCCAGCCAGAAGGUCAUGUGGACAGCAAAAGCAAUGUGAAACCCAUGCCUGGGGGAGCUGCCCAUGUCAGGCUAGAAAUAAAAAAACACGCAGUUACGGAUGACUACAAACUCUCCAAACGGGUGCUAGGCUUGGGCAUUAAUGGCAAAGUAAUGGAGUGUUUUAACAAGGUGACAGGGCAGAAAUGUGCUUUAAAGCUCCUGUAUGACAGCCCAAAAGCCCGACAGGAGGUGGAGUAUCACUGGCGAGCUUCAGGGUGCCUGCACAUUGUCCACAUUCUAGACGUUUAUGAGAACAUACAUCAUGGGAAAAGAUGCCUCCUCAUCAUAAUGGAAUGCAUGGAGGGAGGGGAGCUGUUCAAUAGGAUCCAGGAACGAGGAGACCAAGCUUUCACAGAGAGAGAGGCCUCUGAAAUAAUGAAAGACAUCGGAACAGCCAUCCAGUAUCUACAUGCAAUGAACAUUGCCCAUAGAGAUGUCAAGUUUUGUGCUUUCAGUAUUCAGUCAGGAGGAGGAUGGAGAGCUCCUUUUACACUGCCAUGCAGAACUGAAUUCUGGUACAAGCUAAUAUUUACCGGCAGAUCGAACAGGAGAGACUUGGCAAUGCCUGAAAACCUGCUUUACACAUCCAAAGAAAAAGACGCAGUACUCAAGCUCACAGACUUUGGGUUUGCCAAAGAAACUACCAUACAGAAUACACUGCAGACCCCCUGUUACACUCCAUAUUAUGUUGCCCCAGAAGUUCUUGGCCCUGAGAAAUAUGACAAAUCAUGUGACAUGUGGUCUCUUGGUGUCAUCACAUACAUUCUCUUGUGUGGGUUUCCUCCCUUCUACUCUAACACUGGACAGGCCAUUUCCCCAGGGAUGAAGCAGAGAAUUCGGAUGGGGCAGUAUGGAUUUCCCAAUCCAGAGUGGUCUGAAGUAUCGGAAGAAGCCAAGCAGAUGAUCCGUCUCUUGCUGAAAACAGACCCAACUGAGAGGAUGACAAUUUCUCAGUUUACAAACCAUCCGUGGAUUAAUCAAUCAAUGAUGGUACCACCAACCCCUCUUCAUACUGCACGAGUUCUGCAAGAGGAUAAAGACCACUGGGAUGAAGUGAAGGAGGAGAUGACUAGUGCUUUGGCUACCAUGAGAGUGGACUAUGAUCAAGUGAAAAUCAAAGACUUGAAAGUGUCCAGCAACCGCCUCCUCAACAAACGCCGCAAGAAACUGAAACAGGCAGGCACCUCCUCCGCAGCCCCAGGAUGCAACAACCAGUAAAGAAGAGAAGAUGAGGGAUUUGAGGUUGGAAAGCUAAAUUUAUAGGAACAAAUUAAAAUGAGGAGGAUCAGCUCGCUCUACUGGCUUGACAAGGAAGAUGGUGCUCAAAGAUGCAACAGUGAAAAGAUUACAUCAUACUAGAACUUUUUUCUGGGUUUUGCUUUUAAAGGGGAUUUUUGUCUGUUAUAUUUUCCAGAGAACAAUUCUGCAAAAAUUCUUGAAUUUUGAUGCAGCUUCACUUGUUUUGGGGGAGGAAAAGGAGGCAGUCUUUGAGUUCUAGUGCAUGAGGGCUUUUACCACAGCCUGCAAGAGUGACUUCUAUUGUGGUUUCAAGCUUCUGCAAAUAGAAACAUCAAACAUGUGCUGCCAGAAGAUUUCAGAAAUUGAAGCAUGAGCAGGGAGAAAGGAGAAAAAUGGCACCAUUUUUAUUUUUUUUUAAUCCAAACUGUAGUCUCAGGUCUUGUUUUUGCUGGUGCACCUGAAUGGCAGUUCUUCCUAGCAUUGGUAAGAAGAGUGAUUAUUUCUAGAUUUAAUUCCUAUAAUCUUCUGAACAGGGGAGCAUUGUCCAUGAUUUAGAGGUGGGGCGGGAAAUGUCCUGUGUAGCUAAGGGAUAGACUAUGGGCUUCUCCUUGAACUACCAUAUCCAUGAAGGCAUUUGGUAUUCUAUGCAACUCAGGUUUUGUCGCACUUUCUAGUUUAAUAGAUUGUUCAUUUUCUAAACUCUCUCCUUGAUGUCAUGUCUGCACCAUUGGCAGAUCCCUUCCCUGUAGACUCUUAGUCUACAUCAAUAUCUUACCUAAAACUAUGUAGCAGCCUGAGAAAAAUAUCUCUGUUCUUUUUGGGUUUGUUCCUUUCCUGUGCACACACCCUAUAACUGUUGCAUAUAAUACUCUGCUUUGAAAAAAAACCAAAAACCUUCUUAAAUCCAGAAAACAAUGGCAAGAGUGGUGUUCUCUUCAGGGAAUCCUAUUGGCUGACAAUAUCCAGGAUGAUUGUUACAUUCGGGACUUGUGUCCCAUGUACAAUGCUCAUUUCUGCCAAAUUAUUUUUGCCAUUUUACAUGCAGUGUUUUGACAAAUACAUUGACCCAUUCUGACAGUGCAAAAUGUAAACCUGUUAACAUGACAGCAUUCCUGAGCAAUAACCCACAUGGAUGUAUGUCUUUUGACUUUUUUCCUCCUAUUUAAUGGUGUUCUUGCUGUGGUUUGUUCAUUUGUCCUAUUCUAUGAUUGCCAUAUUUCCUCUUUCUUGUAUUAUGGAUUCUAACUUAGGUGAAGAAAACAUUGUUGACAAUAUUACAAGAUUUUGGGUGAAUUGAAAUGCUUCCAGCGGUGCAAAUAAAUAUUCAUGGUGUAACACAUGGGAGAUGGAGGGCUAAAAGACUCAAGCAGAAGACUGACAUGAUGCAGUAAAUGUAACAGAUGUGCCAAAGAGAGUUCUAAUCUUCUAAUCCAGUUUCUGUACCUGAUAGCCACACUGAACUUGCAGCCUCUUUACCAAAGAUCUGCUUGAUGCUUUGGACCCAACACAUGGGCUCUGGUCUCACGCACAACAAAUUAGACACAAUUACAAGCUAUCUACCUUUCUUUGUGAAAUAUUCCUGGGCUUUUACAAAAUGGUUUUAAUAAAUCAUGUUUCACCAUUUC
Alligator mississippiensis (American alligator) is the source of this 3295-nucleotide messenger RNA. It is a transcript of the gene MAPKAPK3, whose product is annotated as MAPK activated protein kinase 3. Gene Ontology annotation, cellular component: cytoplasm; nucleus. Bases 363 to 1649 code for a protein of 428 amino acids. Gene Ontology annotation, biological process: response to cytokine; intracellular signal transduction; protein autophosphorylation. The transcript is spliced from 12 exons. NCBI's taxonomy places the organism in Eukaryota, Metazoa, Chordata, Crocodylia, Alligatoridae. The record is from RefSeq and is a predicted model, not a curated record. Gene Ontology annotation, molecular function: calcium-dependent protein serine/threonine kinase activity; calcium/calmodulin-dependent protein kinase activity; calmodulin binding.